Molecule: messenger RNA, 1336 nt
Organism: Capsella rubella
Lineage: Eukaryota; Viridiplantae; Streptophyta; Magnoliopsida; Brassicales; Brassicaceae
Product: putative F-box/kelch-repeat protein At4g39756
Exons: 1
Molecular function (GO): protein binding
Source: RefSeq, a predicted model, not a curated record
CAAAACCUCCGUCUCGAGGCUGGUUCGCUAAUUCAUGUUUAACCCUAAUUUUGUUUUAAGAAAACCCUAAUAUCUGCCCCCACGCUAUGGAUUCCGAAGUGGAACCACCGCAGAAAAAGAAGAAAACAUCAGACUCAUCUCUGUCGUUUUUGUCACUUCCUGAUGAAAUCGUUGUAAGCUGUUUAGCCCACAUACCCAAAUCGUAUUACCCGGUACUCUCCCUAGUCUGCAAGAGCUUCUGCUCUCACAUCUUAUCCUGGGAGCUCUACGUGGAGCGGUUUUAAAUUCGGACACGUGAAGACGUCCUUCACGUCUGCUUACAGUUGCCCAAUUAUGUUCUUCCCUCAUGGUUUAGUCUCUGGAUAAAACCUAAUCAAACCCUGACCAACGACAUAGGGAAGAAGAAAAAGUCCACCAGGAACGCUUUGUUGGUGCCAGUACCUUCUUCAUAUACUCCUCGUGUACUAAUGUUCGUCGGUGAGAUUGGCUCGGAGUUAUACGCUAUCAGCAAACAUUAUACUCCGUCCUCUGUCAUGUGGGUUUGUAAUAAGAGUAGUACAUACGCCUGGCGUAAAGCCCCUUGCAUGACGGUAGCUCGAGCCAAUGUUGUUGCGUGUGUCCUCCAUGAGAAAAUAUACGUUAUGGGAGGUUGUGCGGCACAUGAAUCCACAUACUGGGCUGAGGUUUUUGACCCAAAAACCCAAACUUGGGAACCUUUGCCUGACCCCGGGGUUGAGCUACGCUUAGCUUCAAUUAAAGCUAUGAAAGUUAUGGAAGGAAUGAUUUACGUUCAGAACAGCGGUACGAUGGAGUAUGUUUAUAAUCCAAAAGAAAAUAAAUGGGACGUUAACGCAAGAGCAUUCGUGAUUGAGAGAAAGUGUGAGAUAAAGAAUGUAUUGUACCGUGUUGGUAGGCAAAGUUGUUUGUGGUAUGACACAAAGCAAAAAGAAUGGAGAGCUGUCAAGGGUUUGGCUACAUUGAAUAGGUAUCGCUGUUCAUCAGAUGUUUUUGAAAUAGCUAACUAUGGUGGAAAACUCUUAAUUUUGUGGGAAAUAUUUGCAAAGCCUCGUCGUCAAAACAAGAAUAUUUGGUGUGCGGUGAUUGCACUUGAAAAACGCAACGAUGGUGAAAUUCGGGGAAAGGUUGAGUGGGCUAGUAUUGUGCGUACGGUUCCUAGUUCAUAUGUUUUCUUGCGUUGUGAAGUAAAGCCGGUUUGAUCAAUAUCUGUGAUCUUGCUUUUGUUUUUAGUCUAUUGCGUAAAUGGUUUCUUAAGUCAUUUUCUAUAAACUAUGUAUCGUUUAAAAUAAAAUAAAAUAAUGUUAUGUUCAAAUUUAAA